AAACAAAUUAAGAAGAGAAGAAAAGUCUGUGGUAUUUUGUUUUUCUACGAAAAUAUUUUUCGAAUUGGUGAUAUGAAUAAUCCAGUCGAUAAAAUCGAAGUACCAUCCCAAAAUGAAGAAACAAACAAAACUAUAAUACUUAAACCCUCCAAUGGUGAGGAAAAACAGAUGGAUGUUUCAGAAAGUUUAAAACCAAAAGCUCCUAAACCAAAAAAGCGAAAGAAGCCAAAAGAUAGCACAGCACCUAGACAGCCUUUGACUGGUUAUGUGAGAUUUUUAAAUGAUAGACGUGAAGAUUUUCGGGCUGAAAAUCCUUCCUUGUCGUUUGCGGAAAUUACGAAAAUGUUAGCUAGUGAGUGGAGUAAUUUGCCAUCAGAUAAGAAACAGCAAUAUUUAGAUGCUGCAGAACAAGAUAGGGAAAGAUAUACAAAAGAGUUUGAAGCAUAUAAACAAACAGAAGCAUAUAAAUUGUUUACUCAGCAGCAAAAUGAAAAAAAGAUGAGAGAUUCCAAAGACAAAGAAGAGAAAGCGUCAGUAACUGCAUCAAGUGUAGUUUCGCAAUCGCAACCAUUGCUUCCAAAAGAUCCCCAUGAUAUGGAAUUUGGAAACUUUGAUAUCCAGAUAUUUACGGAAGAGUUUCUCGACCACAAUAAGACACGUGAUGCAGAACUAAGACAACUUAGAAAGAUCAAUACUGAUUAUGAGCAACAAAAUGCUAUACUCACAAAACAUAUUGAAAAUAUGAAAACUGCAAUUACCAAACUUGAAGCUGAAAUUAUGCAACAGGAAAAAAAUAAUGCUUCCUUACAACAACAUUUAGAUCAUCUCAGAAACACUCUUACUAGUGGUUUUGGAGGUGUGAAAUUACCAGGUGUUAAGGACAUGGCUACUCUUCAAAAUAUAGAUAACUACAUGACGAAUUUACAUUCCAUUUUAUUGGAAAAUAGCAGUCAUGACACACAGUUAUUGCAGACAGUUCGUGACAUUGUUGCCAAAUUAGAAUUUAAUGGAUGACUAGGACCCAGAUCUUCUAAACGAAGACGCAAAUUAAAAAAAAAGUUGUAAAUUAUUUAAGUUUUGUAUAAACUUUUGAUAAUGUUUUCUGGACAGAAUAUUCUAAGCAGUAGUUUAGCAAGAUAGAAGUAAUUGUUCAAUAAUGUUAACAGUGUUGCUAAAUACUACAUGAGUGAGUACUGCUCACAUACUCAUU
Messenger RNA from Cylas formicarius (sweet potato weevil), 1210 nucleotides. RefSeq names its product high mobility group protein 20A-like. Gene Ontology annotation, cellular component: nucleus. The record is from RefSeq and is a predicted model, not a curated record. The transcript is spliced from 4 exons. NCBI's taxonomy places the organism in Eukaryota, Metazoa, Arthropoda, Insecta, Coleoptera, Brentidae. Gene Ontology annotation, biological process: regulation of gene expression. Bases 73 to 1014 code for a protein of 313 amino acids.